Messenger RNA from Nymphaea colorata (pocket water lily), 2132 nucleotides. Its product is annotated as myb family transcription factor PHL7-like. Lineage: Eukaryota; Viridiplantae; Streptophyta; Magnoliopsida; Nymphaeales; Nymphaeaceae. Gene Ontology annotation, molecular function: DNA binding; DNA-binding transcription factor activity. The coding region runs from base 758 to 1855 and encodes 365 amino acids. The transcript has 7 exons. The record is from RefSeq and is a predicted model, not a curated record.
GCUAAUUCUGGUUUUGCCUUUUUGGGUUUCUUCGAGUUCUUGGUAUUUGUUGUUUCUUCUCCCUACGUACGGAGAAAAGUUGGAAUCCGUGAAUGGUGAUGUUCAUGGAUUCUGUUCUCAUUGAAAUGGGUUUUGCUGUUUAAGGAAGGGAUUGUUGGGAUUCGUUAGCUCCUUUAUCUUGUUGUGUAAUUUUGUACCCUUGGGUCUGGAAGAUUACGGUCUUUGUGCCCCCUAGAUGGGCAGGACGCUCUCUGGUGACCUAGUCCGUAUUAAAAGUCUAUGUUGUUCUUUUGUUUGUGCUUCUGGUUCUGUACACGCGUGAUUUUCUUCGGCCUCAGUUGAGCGGUAAAUUUGCGCUUAGUUUUUGGACACAAAUCGUGUCUUGUUUUCUGAAAUGUGUUGAUUUCACUUUGUUUUUCGAGUGUGUUCUUAUUUUGUGUUGGAGAGAAAGGGGAUCCUUCUAUUUCCAUAUUCAAGAUUCUUAUGCAUUAUCUUAUCUUGAGAUGGUUAAUGGGUCUGAAGAUUCAGCCCCCAAUCUUUAGCUGUCAUUUUGCUUCCGUCGAUGUCUGUUUCUCUGCACAAAGAAUCUACUGUCUGCUGAACUUGCAAUGGUUUAGAAGCAAACCUUCUUUUCUGAUCCUCUGCCACUUCUGCCGUUGUUAUAAUCUGAACUAAAUCAAUCGACAUCCUCAGUACUAGGUCACGUUGCCUCGUCUUGAUAUUGAGAGGUGAUGCUGAAUUUAGCUGAUAAUGAGGAAUGUAUCAUCAAAAAAACAUUUCUAGCACAAAAUUUGUUCACAGUGCCUCAAUGACUGGCGAACGGCAGAUAGAUAGCGGCUCCAUGGGACCAAGUGGUGGGAGCAAUAAUCUGAACAACUCGAAUCUAGCAUCUAGACAGAGAUUGAGGUGGACUCAUGAACUUCAUGAACGUUUUGUGGACGCCGUUCAACAGCUUGGUGGUCCAGAUAGAGCUACUCCCAAAGGGGUAUUGAGAGUCAUGGGGGUUCCAGGAUUGACCAUUUAUCAUGUCAAGAGUCAUCUACAGAAAUAUCGGUUAGCAAAAUUCCUUCCUGAGCCGUCAUCUGAAGGGAUGAAAAUUGACAAGAGGGACUCAGGUGACAUGUUUCCUAGCUUAGAUGCUGCAUCUGGCAUGCAAAUAACGGAGGCUUUGAGGUUACAAAUGGAGGUGCAAAAGAGACUGCAUGAGCAGCUGGAGGUGCAAAGGCAGUUGCAACUGCGUAUUGAAGCUCAGGGAAAGUAUCUGCAGAAAAUCAUAGAGGAACAGCAACGCUUGAGUGGUGUACUUGGGGGUGAUUUUUCUGCUGCAGGUAUUGUAUCAGCAACUGGUGAUCACUCACCUGAAACUGAUGACAAGACAGACCCCUCGACUCCAGCAGCAACAUCAGAGGCACCACCACUACAAGACAAAGGCACCAACGAGUCCACCAAAGAACUGACAAACUGCACUACCAAGAGUCUUUCUAGAGACGAAUCAUUCUCCUCUCGCCAUGAGCCCCUCACGCCAGAUUCUGGCUGCCAUGUCAGCCCUUCAGCAGAGAGUCCAGCAGGAGAGAGGCCUGUAAAAAAGCAGAGAGUGGCGAUGCCACAGUCUACGAAUGGAAGUGCAGGACAGAAGCAUGCGCAGCCAGCCAACAUGGCAAACGUAGGUGCCUCACAUUCUAAAUCAGAUUUGAUGCUUUCCCAUCCUAUACUGGAAUCAAGCACUGGGCUGACCUUCCAGCAGCAGAACAGUCAGGUUUAUCAGGUCGGCAGUAUCUCUGGAAAUUUUGAUUCGUUGACGUCACUCUGCGAGGAGUAUGGAUUUGAAAACAUGCCUGGUGGUGAUAGUAUGUAGGAGUUGGCUCACGCGGUGCUCCUUUUUUCCCGUUUUAUAGAUGUCUCUAGCCCUAGUCAAAAGUGUUUACCUGUAAGCAUUAGCUGGUUGCUUUUUCUCUCUCCUGUUCUUUUUUCUCUUGUUCCUUUAGUAAUUAUCAUGUAGAACUUUCCCUGUUCCCUAAUCGCUAGGAUUUGGUAUGUGGAAGCAGUUGCUUUGUCAAAUGGAAGCCUUCUGGUAAACGUGAUUUUUCAGGUUACCUUGUUCCUUGAAAUUAAGAAAGAACUACUAUAUUUCA